Molecule: messenger RNA, 2030 nt
Organism: Hypanus sabinus (Atlantic stingray)
Lineage: Eukaryota; Metazoa; Chordata; Chondrichthyes; Myliobatiformes; Dasyatidae
Product: gastrula zinc finger protein XlCGF8.2DB-like
Exons: 2
Coding region: 487-1476 (329 amino acids)
Source: RefSeq, a predicted model, not a curated record
CGCGCAUGCGCUCAGCUGACGGACGGCACCGGAGGGAUCGGCGGCAGGGUACGAAAGGAAGAGGAUAUGUGCGCAGGAAUCUUAAGCACACCAGAACGUGAGAUAUGCUGUUUUGGUUGGUUCAUCGGCACCUGAAUAACUUUGUUCUUUGAGUGUGGAGGAGGAGCUAGCACACCGAUCGUAGCAGGGAGUGCCCGACCACGUGUUCGGUGCAGGGGCGAGAUCUGUAUGAACCCACCUCGAGACAGGCCAUGUAAAUUGUGAACCGGUGUUUCCUUUCCGAUGGCAAUAUGUCAGUUGUUGAUCCUUGGAAAAGAAAGGCACAUCUCAUCCUGGCUUGAAAUUGCAUCUGAUUUGUGACUGAAAUGAAGUUUUCCAUUUUAACUUCUCAUUAUAACCCAUUGGAUCGGGAGACCUGAGGGCACACUUCAGCACAUCUUCACCAUCUUCGCUUACACGCUUGUUUAGGUGUGGGUGGAAUUCACUAUGUCCUCAGAAUUCCAGAGACAGCAGGAAGUUCAAAGCAGGGAGAAAUCGUUCGGCUCCUCUGAGUGUGGGAAGGAGUUCACUGGGUCAGAUCAGUUGCUGGAAUGCCAGCGACUGCCGAGGGGGGGGAAGCCUUAUAUCUGCUCUGAGUGCGGGAAGGGAUUCACGAGGUCGGGUAAGCUGCUGGCUCACCGUCGUGUUCACACUACAGAGAGGCCGUUCUCCUGCUCAACGUGUGGGAAGAAGUUCACUCAGUUGUCCCACCUGCAGACGCACCAGCGCGUCCACACAGGGGAGCGGCCGUUCACCUGCUCUGAGUGCGGGAAGGGGUUCAGUCAGUCAUCUGAUCUGAAAACACACCAGCGACUCCACACUGGGGAGCGGCCCUUCACCUGCUCCGAGUGUGGGAAGGGAUUCACCCAGUCGGCCAACCUGAAAACGCACCAGCGCAUCCACACUGGGGAGAGGCCGUUUUCCUGCUUUGAGUGCGGGAAGGAGUUCUCUCAGUCAGCCAAUCUGCUGAUACACCAGCGAAUUCACACCGGGGAGAACCCGUUCACCUGCUCCGAGUGUGGGAAGGGAUUCAUUCGCUCGUCCCACUUGGUGACGCACCAGCGAGUUCACACUGGGGAGAGGCCGUUCAUCUGCUCCAUGUGUGGGAAGGGAUUCAUUCACUCAUCCCACCUGAUAAGACACCAGCGCGUUCACUCUGGGGAGAAGCCCUUCACCUGCUCAGUUUGUGGGAGGGGCUAUACGCAGUCGUACAGCCUGAAGAUACACCAGCGAGUUCACAGCGGGGAGAGACCGUUUAUCUGCUCUGUCUGCGGGAAGGGGUUCAUUCAGUCAUCUGAACUGCUGAAGCACCAGCGAAUACACACAGGGGAGAGGCCGUUCACCUGCUCAGACUGUGGGAAGAGGUUUUCUCAGUUAUCCCAUCUUGUGAAGCACCACCAAGUUCACAGUGAGCGGCCGCACACCCAGCCUCUCUGAGCAGAGGGGCUUACCUGGCCAAUCCCCCCCCGCUGAUAAAGCAGUGGGUGUGCUCCAGGCAGCUGUUCAGCUGCACAGACUGUGGGAAGACAUCCACUCCGUGACGGGAGCUGCUGAAACAGCAGCAAGCACGCGGGGGAGUGGCCGUUCUGAGGGCGGGAAGGGUUUCGUUCUGUUAAUCCGCCUUGUGAGGCCCCAGCGACUUCACAAUAAGCAGAGCCCACACUUCUGCCCUGGGUGAGCAAAGAGACUGCGAUGACCAUCCCAGCUGCUGGGCCUCAGGCAACUUUACAUGUGCAAGCAAGUUCGAAUAAGCUGUAUGUUAACUUUUAUACCAUCCUGGUGACUGAAUCCAGUUUGCAAGUUCACAAGGGACUGUUAGUGUCGGAUUCUGUGUUAUUGUGGCUGCCGAUCACACCCAGGACUGAACCCUGGUCACUGAACAUUGGAGGGGUUCGUUCUGCUGAUGUUAACCUCAAGUUUCACUGGUGCUUAAUAUUGUGGAUCUGUGGCAAAUAAAAUCAGUGCUAUCUCAAGUCCUGUGUCUCAGGUGC